Molecule: messenger RNA, 3294 nt
Organism: Anneissia japonica
Lineage: Eukaryota; Metazoa; Echinodermata; Crinoidea; Comatulida; Comatulidae
Product: metabotropic glutamate receptor 7-like
Exons: 3
Coding region: 135-2741 (868 amino acids)
Biological process (GO): G protein-coupled glutamate receptor signaling pathway; regulation of synaptic transmission, glutamatergic
Cellular component (GO): membrane
Molecular function (GO): group II metabotropic glutamate receptor activity
Source: RefSeq, a predicted model, not a curated record
UUUCAACUGUUAUAAGUUAAAUUAGGGUUUGAUGAACCUUUUACUGACCAUUCGGUAAUACUACUUUAGAUCAUCGCGUGAUGUGGAGACAACUUUUCAUAAACGUAAUCGUAAUAAGAUAAAAUGCUGAGAACAUGACGGCCUUAACAAAUUACCUGUUCAACUUACGAUCAUUUGAAUGUUUGCUUUUAAUAAUUCUUCAACUUCUAAAAACGUCAUCACAAACUCAUAUGCCAGACACCUAUAAUGACGUCUACAAACAAAAUGGUGACGUUAUUAUCGGCGUGUUAGCCGACGUUCACCAGCAAGAUGAGGAUGGUCAGUGCACUGAACUCCAAGAUCUAGGCGUUUUGCAUCGCCUUGAGGCUAUUGUAUACUCCAUAGAUAAAAUAAAUUCUCAAUUUGACAUUUUACCAAAUAUUACAAUUGGGUUUGAGAUUUAUGACACGUGCAGUGAACAGACUACAUCACUUUCUCAAGCUAUGCGUUUCGUACCACCAACUAACUUCCGCUCAGAAUUGUGCACAUCCACAUCGCAAACGAAUACUUCCGACGUCGUGUCCGUCAUCGGAACAGAGUGGAGUGCGACUGCGAUGUCUGCUGCUAUGAUGUAUGGUAUUAUUCACCUGCCUAUGGUGAGUUACUUUGCUACAAGUGACGAUCUUACUGACACAAAUCGUUUUCCAUAUUUUUUGCGAGUUGUUCCACCUGACCGAUUUCAAGUGCAGGCAAUUGUUGACUUGUUGUUGUAUUUCGAAUGGCGCUACAUUUCUGUCCUGUAUUCUGAUGACACUUAUGGUCGUAAUGCUAUUAAGAAUUUAAUCAAAGAAAUAUCGCAGAAUCCGGAUGGAACUAUUUGUAUUGCUAACAACAUUGAGAUCAGUGACAAUGCGGUUUUGCCAGGCGAUUUUGAAAAUGUUAUACAUACCUUGAAAUUUAAUGACAACUCCAAGGUUUUGAUUUUGAUUCUGCGUGAAGACCAAGCCAACGGUAUGCUUGGCGCUCUACGAGAAGCAGACUUGGUUGGACAAUAUCAGAUAAUUGGAAGUGAUAGCUGGGGAGCGAGUAUAUAUGAAAUCAGAGAGGAGAACUUGGGCGUAGCAAAAGGAUCACUAAAAACCCAUCUUCAUACGAUGAAAGUGGGGAAAUUUGAAGAGUUUUUCAAAUCCCUGACUCCCGAAACAAACAAGAAUCCUUGGUUUCCGGAAUACUGGGACGCUUACCUAUCAAGUGACACUUGCAAAAACGACACAAACUCGAGAAACGCCACUCAAUGUACCGAUGCAUAUCCCGAGGAUUUUAGUAAAGGAAGCGCUGUUUCACUUGUCAUAGACGCAGUGAAAAUAGUUGCACUCGCCCUCGACGCCAUGAUUAGUGAUGGCUAUUCUGGAAACCAUGGACACGUUUUGUUUGAUUAUAUGAAGAAUAUGUCGUUUCAUGGAAGUAGCGGUUGGGUCGAGUUUGAUGACCGUGGUGAUUUGCAAGGUAUAUACGACAUAGAGACCAUCCAAUCAGUGGGCAACGGUUACCAUAUUAGGAAGGUUGGCACAUGGAAUAGCAUGUCCACAAACAGGCUGCAGAUAAACCAGUCUAAAAUGGUUUGGUUUGUGAAUGGUAGCGAGAGUGAUAGUCCUGUAGUAUCAGUGUGCAGCCUACCCUGCAAAGCCGGUCACAUUCGUAUCGAGAUUGAUGACUGCUGUUGGACCUGUGUCAACUGCUCCGAUAACCAAAUACCUAUAAAUACAGAAUGUCAUACGUGUCUAGAAAACGAAACGACAGAUUGGAACCGAUCGACUUGUGUACACUUUGAGCCUAUAUACAUGCACUGGAGUAAUGCGUGGGCUAUUGGACUCUCGGUAAUGGCCUCAGUCGGGUUGGGCGUCUCUACAUACGUCCUGGUUAUGUUUAUCAAAUAUAAUAGACACAAGUUGAUCAAAGCAUCAAGCCGAGAACUAAGUGGUAUCAUGCUAUUUGGAGUAUUCAUGUCGUUCAGCCUCGUUUUCAGUAUUAUCUCCAAACCGACAAAGGCCACAUGCUUGGUUAAUCGAAUAGGUUUUAUGCUCUGUUUUACGUUUACGUACGCACCUUUACUUGUUCGAGUCAAUCGAAUUUAUCGUAUCUUUAGGGCUGGGAAGACAUCUACAAAGAGACCGAUUUUCAUUAGUCCUCGGUCACAGAUAGUGAUGGCGAGUGUGCUAAUUGCUAUUCAGUUGCUAAUCAACGGAAUAUAUCUCUUAAUAAUCAGUGCUGACACUGACAUCGUUGUCGUCCAAGCACACGUGAGGACAGUGCUCGUUUGCAAAAUUGCGUUUAUCGAACUCGUAGGCUCGUUGUCUUAUAACCUUUUUCUUAUAAUAUGCUGUACAUUUUAUGCGUUUGUAUCGCGUAAAGUGCCUAAUAACUAUAACGAGUCGCGUUUCAUCAAUAUGAGCGUGUACACGACUCUAAUAAUAUGGCUUGGCUUUAUUCCGAGUUAUUUUCUCGUUGGUGACAUUUUACUUAGGGUCAGUGUCAUGUCCCUAGCGAUGAUAAUCAGUGCCUUCGUGACGCUCUUUUUUAUGUUCAUACCAAAAAUAUAUGCCAUACUGUAUCUGAAUGAAGAGAAAAUAAAAGUCGGAACGUACCAGGCUGACCAAUCAACAGAAAAGAAAAUAGCGACGACACAUUUUCCAUGCAACCAGCAAGAACCCAGCAGGAACAAAAUUGCGCCUUUAAAGAGUAGGGCGUCCUCUUUAAUCUAAAUUCACGAGACACCGUUGUAUGGUGAUUACAAAACACUUUUAAAAGAAAGAUGACAGAGUAUUAUCAAUUCUCCUGAGCGUUACAAAAACUACAACAAAACGAUGACGACAACGAUAGAGAUGAUGAUAGUGGUGAUGAUUAUUACGAAAAACGUCAAUAUAAAAGUUGAAUUACCAAUUUAUUAAUAUUACAAAUAUGGACGGUAGAAAAACCCUGUGCAAAAUCAUAGGCUCCUGACAUAUUGUUAUUUAUUUAUUUACUUACUUACUUACUUGCUUGAUUGCUUAUUUAUUUAUUUAUUGUUGAACAUAUUUAUACAGGAUGAAACAUGUGUAGCUGUUACGUUGAAACCUGUUUUACAUAGGUCCUAUUACUACCUGUUAAUCUUUACUACUAUUAACUGUAAGACUUAACUACAAACAUGGUAAAAACUAGAAAAGAAUACAACAUCAAACUUUGUUAAAAUACAAUCGUAAACGUUGACUAAAUUACAUAAAAUCACUAGAUAAUUUAAAUAAUAAAUACACACGUAAGGUAUUAAUGAUUAAACCC